AUGGGCAUUCCUAUCAAUGGGAAUCCUGCAUUUGGAUUACGACAGGUCUCGACAACUGCAGCAAAUGCACUCCAAACCGCUGAACCUGUAGGGAACUGGGACUCUUCAGACAAGGAAUGGGAGGAGGAUACUUGGGAAUACUUGCUGACACAAGAUGAUAACUUGUUGGAAAGUCUUUGGGCGUCGCUACAAGACAUCAAGGAUCCCGGCGUGACUUAUGAAGGGUGGAACUCAUUUGUGCAGAAGAAGAAAUGA
This is a messenger RNA of Fibroporia radiculosa, 255 nucleotides long. RefSeq lists its product as uncharacterized. NCBI's taxonomy places the organism in Eukaryota, Fungi, Basidiomycota, Agaricomycetes, Polyporales, Fibroporiaceae. The transcript is spliced from 2 exons. The coding region runs from base 1 to 255 and encodes 84 amino acids. The record is from RefSeq and is a predicted model, not a curated record.